Molecule: messenger RNA, 1116 nt
Organism: Closterium sp. Naga37s-1
Lineage: Eukaryota; Viridiplantae; Streptophyta; Zygnematophyceae; Desmidiales; Closteriaceae
Source: the annotation of a GenBank genome assembly
AUGUGCAACUUGAAAUUCGAGCCGGGCACUUUCGGCGUGGGCGAGGUAGCCAAGGCUGUCAUCUGCUUCGACAUCGCCUGCCACCUGAUGGGCACAACAGCAGUGGAUGCGCGCAAGGCAGCCAAGCUGAGCGGCAUGUCUCCGCCCGCAUACGCCCGGGCACGAGCGGCCAUUCAGAACGCUCUAGGCGUCAGGUCGCAGUUGAGCCUACCCCAGUUGGCCCUUCAGUUUGGUUGCAUGCGAGUGCUGGAGUCUACUCAACGCAACCUCCGCAUCUUCACCUCACGCUUCACAGCCUCCCUCCCAGAGGCUCGGAGGGGCGGCACUGACUUCUCCCGACCGGCGUACAUGGCAGCAGCGCUGAUGCUCACGGCCACACGCAACCAGCUGAAGAUGGAUGUGGACAGGCUGCUGGAAGCCACACGGGUGGGCAAGGACGAGUUUCAGCAGGUGGUGGCGUGCAUGGAGGCCCACUGCACAGACUUGUUUGGGUCAUCCCACAGCUGUCCCACACCCAGCAAGCCACAGUAUCAGUCCCUGCCACGUCAGCACGCACCAGUCCAGCAUCAACAACAGCAGCAUCAGCAGCAUCAAAUGCAGCAGCAGCAACAACACGACCGACAGCAGCAGCAGCAGCAGCAGCAACAACAACAGGAUCAGCAGAACCAGCAGCGUCGCAAUGACGUGCACCAAAGCUUAGAUGGCUCCUUCCGUGAGCCAACGUCCAGGGCCUUACGUGAUGCAGCGAGAGUAGAAGGUGGCGGGAGAGGUGAAGGCGCAGCAAGUGCAGAAGGGACCCGUGCGGCAGCUGAACGGGAUGGAUCGCUGCCAGUCAGACAUGCCCAGAGGGAACAGUGCACGUCCCAUGCUGACGUGGCACACCUGCACCGAAAGCAGCGCCAGCAGCAUAUCCCCGCCACUGACGUGGCAGAGCAACAGCAGAGUACUACCUCAGCUGACGUGGCACCACAGCAACAGGCUGUUGCCAGCAACAGCAACAACAGCAUGCCAGUGCUCCAAGCCAAGCUCACACUUUCAAAGAGAACCUCAGGCCCUUCAGGGAAGCUGUGUCAGGCCAAGCUGCUCUUCAAGCGCGUCAAGACUGCAGCUGCCUAG